GGAGGAGGAGGAGGUCUCGCUUGUCAAGAACUCCUCAGAAGAGUUGUGAAAACAACCAGCCGAAGGAGGGAGUCACACAGUUGCAGAUGCAGCUCCCACGCUGAGCCACGAGACAGUCAAAUUCUUCAGAGAGUGUGUGAGCAGAAACGCCAGAGGACGUCACUUACACUCCCACAGAGAGAGCGCUGUCACUGGAAGGUGUCUAUCCUCACGCUUUCUGAGCUGUGGAAAACUCAGCAGCCCACUGACAGGAGCCAGCCUUCUGCAGCAGAUGAAAUGAGAGCUUCGAUAAGUUACAUGUAGUCAAAAGUGGCAAAGAUACAGGUUUCUAGAACUAGUUUGCAUUUAGAGGAGGCUUUAAACUCAAGAAGAUUACUCAAAAUUGAGAGGAACUCUUUUGCAUCACCAUGGAUCAGCCAGCGAGCAGCUGCAUGCGGAGCGCCCAUCCUAGCAGUCCCAUCUGGGGGUGCAUGAGAAACCCCCACUCCGGGGUCCCAGGAACCAAUCUGCAGUCUCCGUACCAGCAAAGCCCAUUCUCUCUACACCAAAAACCCGAGUUCCUGGCUUACACGGACUUCUCCACCUCCUGCCUGGUGCCAAGCGCACCCCAUGCGGCCUACCCACGGGACGACAGACUCUAUCAAGACAGCCACGGUGGUUACCCAAGAGCUGACUGGCAGUUCAACCCCUGCGAAACCCGGUCAAGGUCAAUUGAUGCCUGCCCACCCAUUUCAGCCACGGUAGUGGGCACUGGAAGUGGUGGAGGUUCUGAGCUGGAGAACGUGGGGGCCGAAAGGGUUCCAGGCAGUGUCCCACCAGGGUGUCUGGAUGGAGAAUACUCACCCCAGAGCGUAGCAUCAGCUGACUCGGACAAGAAGUGCUCUAAUAAAAGGAAGAGAGAUGUUGCAGAUAUUCAGGAUUCCAGUUUUAAGGUGGAUUCCAGCUGCAAGGCCAGGAAAGAGCGCACAGCAUUCACCAAGGAGCAGCUGAGGGAGCUGGAGGCAGAGUUUACCCAUCACAACUACCUGACAAGACUCCGUCGCUACGAGAUCGCCGUCAACUUGGACCUCACAGAGAGACAGGUUAAAGUCUGGUUCCAGAACAGAAGAAUGAAGUGGAAGAGAGUGAAGGGAGGACAAUCAGCCUCACCAAACGACCUGGAAAAUGAUGACUUGGACUCAGCCGCUUCACCCAGCUCUGAAUGAAGGAGGCCAUCACUGUAGAAAAUUACAAAAAAAAAAAAAAAGAUGCAACUCGAUCAGCUGGACAUGAACAUAACAUUUGUUUAAUUCUGUGGAAAGUUGGCUGGUAGAAGCUUUAAUUUUUAAGACUUCAUUUUUUAAGUAUCCCAUUGGAAAUAAAAGACUGAGCACAGCUUGUACUGUUUUCUGUUGUACAUAGUUGAUGUAAUAAGCUGCGUUUUGACAUUUUACUGAUAAAUACUCAGACUGACAGUUUUUGUACUGACUGUUUAAAUAUGAAUGAAACUUGAGCUCAGUCUGGAUUGGUGACAGACAGAAGCUUUAGGUGUCUCAAUGACAUAUCAGACUGUGAUUGUGUUUGAAAACAAACCCUCUCCUUCCAGUAUUGUUAGCAGGGCCUUUGAUGCUUGACUACAACCACCUGGAAAGACUCCGACUGCACUCGCGUUGCCAAGUCCUAAGUGCCUCCGAGUCCGACGUUUUGUUUUUUUUAAUAAUUUGUCAGUUUCUUCUUUUGCUUGUAAUUUUUUUCUCUAACGCUUUUUUUAUCUCUCUUUUUAUACAAUUUGAAUGCCAUUGAUAAAACACAGAUGUUGACUUUUUCUGCAAAAAGAAUAAAUCAUCUUUUGCAAACGA
Xiphophorus maculatus (southern platyfish) is the source of this 1838-nucleotide messenger RNA. RefSeq names its product mesenchyme homeobox 1 (gene meox1). Gene Ontology annotation, biological process: positive regulation of transcription by RNA polymerase II. Gene Ontology annotation, molecular function: DNA-binding transcription factor activity, RNA polymerase II-specific; RNA polymerase II cis-regulatory region sequence-specific DNA binding. Gene Ontology annotation, cellular component: nucleus. NCBI's taxonomy places the organism in Eukaryota, Metazoa, Chordata, Actinopteri, Cyprinodontiformes, Poeciliidae. The record is from RefSeq and is a predicted model, not a curated record. The transcript has 3 exons. Bases 408 to 1205 code for a protein of 265 amino acids.